Molecule: messenger RNA, 939 nt
Organism: Gilbertella persicaria
Lineage: Eukaryota; Fungi; Mucoromycota; Mucoromycetes; Mucorales; Choanephoraceae
Product: YT521-B-like domain-containing protein
Exons: 5
Coding region: 1-939 (312 amino acids)
Molecular function (GO): RNA binding
Source: RefSeq, a predicted model, not a curated record
AUGCUUCGUACCGAUUCUCUAUUGUAUGAAACAGAACAAGAAGAUGAUGAUCUUUCACUUGUAUUAUACCAAAAAGAUGAGUUUGAUGAAUGGUCUAGUUUAGCAAAUCAUCACUAUGGUCCUCGACAGGAUUCAAACCAAAUGUUUGAAAAGUUAAAGCAUAAUUCAUUCUAUCACAUCUUAUUGAAACGCAGCAAGCUUCCUAUUAAAGUAUCCAACAUUUCAUCCAACACCAUGUAUAAGCGAAUUCGAGAUCAUUUCUGUGAUAUCAAUGUCUUGUUUAUUCGUUAUAUUCGACCUCUGAAAUGUGCCUAUGUUGUCUAUAAAAGCUAUCAAGAAGCAUUGAAGGGCUAUUAUAAGCAUCAUUUGUCAAUUAUAGAUGAUCAUACGGUGGUUUGUCACAUUUGUACAGUUGAGGAAAUGGAGAAUGACUGCAACGCAUUUAACAAGCCAAAAACAACACAAAAGGUCAGAAAGAAACGAACGGACUUGGUCAUGUUCAUGUCGCCUCAAUCUCCUGUCCAUUUCAUUAUACUUAAGCCAUUGGAACUAGAAACAGUCAAAGAAUCUCAACUCUAUGAAUAUUGGCCAGUAUCUCAAAAGAAACAGAGAUUCUUAAACCAACUCUAUGAAUCAUCCUAUCACGUUUAUUUCUUGUUUAGUGUGAUUGGAAGUAAAUCAUUUCAAGGCUAUGGUACUAUGUCGAGUCCAGUCAUAGAUAUGCAUACGCUUGCUCCUCAUGAAAUGUACGGUGUAGUGAUCAAUCCACAAUGGCGCUUCGUAUGCAAAAUCAAUUGGGAAUCUACUCAACAUACCCCUAUCAAGCAAAUUGGUGGAUGCCUCAAUCCUUAUGAACAGCACCAACCCAUUCGAUAUUCAAGGGAUUUUACUUUGGUUGAACCCACGCUUGGGAUGACAUUGAUUGGUUUGAUGAAAUAA